AUGAGCGAGUGGGAUCGAUUAGCUGAGAAACUACGACAUCCUGACAAUCCAGUGGUCUUCUUUCAAAUGACUGCUGGUGGAGGACCUAUUGGGACCAUUAAAAUGGAGCUUUUCGCGGAUGUGGUACCGAAAACUGCUGAGAAUUUUAGACAAUUGUGCACUGGAGAGAUGAAACGAGACCAAGUACCUGUUGGAUACAAAAAUGCACAGUUUCAUCGAAUUGUAAAGGAUUUCAUGAUACAGGGAGGAGAUUUUGUUAACGUAAGUGUUUCUUUUGGUUUUUUGUUGAAGUUUAGGUGAUAAUACAUUAAAUAGUUCUUAAUGAUGUUUUCUUUUAUAGAAAACAAGCUUAGCUAUUGUUUUUCUAGUUUUAAUACUGGUUUUACUGAAUAUUUUUGUUUAAAAGCUUACAUUGGUUCUUUUUCAGGGAGACGGCACAGGAAUGACGAGUAUAUAUGGUCCUAAAUUUGCAGACGAAAACUUCGAAUUAAAUCACGACGAGCCGGGCAUGUUAUCAAUGGCGAAUGCAGGACCAGACACAAAUGGAUGUCAGUUCUUCAUAACCUGCGCUCCUUGUCCUUUUUUGGACGGUAAACACGUCGUAUUCGGCAGAGUAUUGGACGGUCUACUUACAGUUAGGAAGAUUGAAAAUGUACCAACUGGGCAGAAUGGAAAACCCAAGAUUCCUGUACUUAUCGAGCAAUGCGGAGAGCUAUAA
Molecule: messenger RNA, 718 nt
Organism: Bursaphelenchus okinawaensis
Lineage: Eukaryota; Metazoa; Nematoda; Chromadorea; Rhabditida; Aphelenchoididae
Source: the annotation of a GenBank genome assembly